Molecule: messenger RNA, 1732 nt
Organism: Brachypodium distachyon (stiff brome)
Lineage: Eukaryota; Viridiplantae; Streptophyta; Magnoliopsida; Poales; Poaceae
Product: magnesium transporter MRS2-A, chloroplastic
Exons: 13
Coding region: 125-1462 (445 amino acids)
Biological process (GO): magnesium ion transport; transmembrane transport
Cellular component (GO): membrane
Molecular function (GO): magnesium ion transmembrane transporter activity
Source: RefSeq, a predicted model, not a curated record
CCUCCCCCUUCCCGCGUCGCUUCUUCUUCUCCCCUUCCCCGCCUCGCCAUUGCCGUCGCCCCUCCGAGAACAAGCCAAAAAAUAGCUAUCGGGUGCGCUUGAUGCCCCCGCGGAGCGUGCGCCCAUGGCGUCCGUUUCCGUCUCCCCCUGCUCGCCGCAGGCCGGCCUCCUCCUCCCGCUGCUGCUUCAGCUCCAGCCCCGUUGCCGCUUGCGGAGGCUGCCUCUCCUGCCGCUAGGGCUCUCCGUUGGGGCACGGAGGGGCGGUGGGCUCCUGCUCCCGCUCCCUCUCCCGGCGCCGCGGGCCUCGGAGGGGACGGAUGAACAGGCGGUGGUCAAGGAGGAGGAGGUGGAGGAGGAAGAGGAAGAGGAGGAGCGGGGAGGAGACGACGGGGCUCGAGAGGCGGGGGCGGCCAGGGGAUCCGGGCGGUUCGCCGCGGACUACAUCUCGCUCGGCAUCAGGGAACCCGUCUAUGAGGUGAUCGAAGUGAAAUCUAAUGGAAGGGUUUCUACCAAAAAAAUAAGCCGGCGGAAGCUUUUGAAAUCAAGUGGCCUCCGUCUGCGAGAUACCAGAAGCGUUGACCCAUCACUAUGGCUAAUGAAUUCAAUGCCUUCCUUGCUGGUACGUGAACAAGCCAUAUUACUCAACCUUGGCUCCUUGCGAGCAAUUGCUAUGCAUGAACGCGUCCUUAUAUUCAACUAUAAUAGCCCAGGAGGAAAAGCCUUUUUAGAGUUAUUACUACCUCGGUUAAAUCCAAGGAACAUCAAUGGUGGGCCUGCAAUGCCUUUCCAACUUGAGGUUGUCGAAGCUGCAUUGCUUUCGAGAAUACAAAGGCUGGAGCGAAGACUAAUGCAUGUUGAACCUCGCGUGGCCGCAUUGCUUGAAGUUCUACCAACACGGUUGACAGGUGAUGUGUUGGAGCAGCUUCGUCUAAGCAAACAAUCACUGGUCGAGCUGGGUUCACGAGCAGGUGAUCUCAAACAAAUGCUCAUCGAUCUCCUAGAAGAUCCUCAUGAAAUUCGUCGAAUAUGCAUUAUGGGGAGAAACUGUACACUGGAUAGAUCGAGUGAUGACAUGGAAUGUUCUGUUCCUUUAGAAAAACAUAUUGCUGAAGAAGAAGAGGAAGAAAUUGAAAUGCUGUUGGAAAAUUAUCUUCAAAGAUGUGAAUCAUGCCAUGGUCAAGCAGAGAGACUUCUUGAUUCUGCACGGGAAAUGGAAGAUUCAAUCGCAGUAAAUUUAAGUUCUCGGCGACUAGAGGUAAGCAGAGUGGAGCUACUUCUUCAGGUUGGAACAUUUUGUGUUGCCGUAGGAGCAUUAAUUGCAGGAAUAUUUGGCAUGAACCUCAAAUCAUACCUGGAGACAAACGCGUGGGCAUUUUGGGCGACGACUGGUGGAAUAGCAGUCGGAGCAGUAGCUGGAUUUUUCCUCAUGUACUCGUACCUAAAGGCUAGGAAGAUAUUGUAACCAUGCACCCCAUGUUGAACUGUAUAUAAUGCGGUUUUGGUCUCAUCUGGAGGUAAUUGUUUUGGCGUGGCGAUGAAUGGCGCGCCAAUACUGCAUGGGUUGUUGGUAACAACUUGGAGUAGCGUCAACUCAGACGCCACAUCAAGGAGCAUCAGAUCCUAUUCUGCUCUCUCCGGGAAUGUGAUUCAAUAUUGAGCUGAAAAGUGUAAACCUGGAACUUAUAAAUGUCGCUGAUGACCUUGGAGAUCCAUGCAGCAUGUCCAAAUCCAA